Messenger RNA from Carya illinoinensis, 2041 nucleotides. RefSeq names its product RNA-binding protein 39-like. The coding region runs from base 190 to 1869 and encodes 559 amino acids. Gene Ontology annotation, molecular function: RNA binding. Lineage: Eukaryota; Viridiplantae; Streptophyta; Magnoliopsida; Fagales; Juglandaceae. Gene Ontology annotation, cellular component: nucleus. The transcript is spliced from 13 exons. The record is from RefSeq and is a predicted model, not a curated record. Gene Ontology annotation, biological process: mRNA processing.
CUUUUUACAAAAUCACAUCUGAGUCCAGGUUUCAGAUCAUAGAUUCGCACCCAGCCCAAGCCAUUCCAAAACCCUAGACAUGCCCAAAAAAAUCCCAAUUGCUUCACGAAUUCUCACCGUUUCAUGAUUUCAUCCCUUCCUACCCUCUGCAAAUCUAGGGCUUCGAUAAGUCCCUGAAGAGGGGAACCCAUGGACUUCGACGCUUACGAGUACUUGGAGAAGACAGUGGAGGAGAACGAAGAGCGAGACUCGAAGAGGCAGAACAAGAGCAGGGAGGGCAGCGAGAGGAGCUACAGAAAGAGAGAUGUCGACGACGACGAUCCUGCCUCCGCUGACGGUGAGGACCGAAAGAGCAAGAGGUCCAGAGGCGACGACGAGAACGUCAGCAGCAAGCGCGAGCGCGAGCGGUCUGGUCAUCGCGACAAGGAUCGGCAUCACAGAGAUUCCGAGAGAGAAAAGGAUCGAGAGCGGGAUCGAGAGCGAGAACGGAGUGGUAGAGAGAAGGGGAAGGAGAGAGAGAGAAGGGAGAGAGACAAGGAGAAGGAGAGGGAGAGAGAGAGGAGGGAGAGGGAGAGGGAGAAAGAAAGGGAGAGAAAGGAGAGAGAAGAGAGAGAAAGUUCGCGGAGAAGCAGGAGUAGGUCGGACCGCGACCGAGAGAGGGAAAGAGACCUAGAGAUGAGAGAAAGCAGGAGAUUUAAAGAUAAGAAAGAAGUGGUGGAGCCAGAAGCGGAUCCAGAAAGGGAUCAAAGGACUGUUUUUGCAUACCAGAUGCCUCUCAAGGCAACUGAGAGGGAUGUAUACGAGUUCUUUUCAAAAGCGGGCAAGGUGAGGGAUGUCCGGCUGAUCAUGGACAGGAAUUCAAGACGAUCUAAGGGAGUUGGGUAUAUUGAAUUCUAUGAUGCAAUGUCUGUCCCAAUGGCAAUUGCUCUCUCUGGCCAACUACUUCUUGGACAACCCGUUAUGGUUAAACCUUCUGAGGCUGAAAAGAACCUCGUUCAAUCUACUGCUUCUGGUGGGGGUUCAGGUGGUCUUGUAGGUCCAUAUGGAGCAGUUGAUAGAAAGUUGUAUGUCGGUAACUUACACUUCAACAUGACUGAAAGCCAACUUAGAGCGAUUUUCGAACCAUUUGGUCCCGUGGAGCUUGUGCAACUUCCCUUAGACCUUGAGACGGGACACUGCAAGGGUUUUGGUUUUGUUCAAUUUGCUAAGCUUGAAGAUGCAAAAGCAGCUCAAUCUUUGAAUGGAAAAUUAGAACUUGCUGGUCGAACCAUCAAGGUUUCAUCUGUUACAGAUCAUGUUGGAGUUCAAGAAACUGGAGCGAAAGCGGCAGACUUUGAUGACGACGAUGGGGGUGGUUUGUCUUUGAAUGCUCAAUCAAGGGCACUGCUUAUGCAGAAGCUGGAUCGAUCCGGUGUUGCCACAAGUAUUGUGGGGUCUCUCGGAGUUCCUGUUUUGAAUGGGUCAGCUCCAAAUACACAAGCCUUUAAUUUACCUGCCAAUGGGCAAGCCGCAGUUUCUGUCCCAGCUCUUCCAGUGCAAGCUAUCCCUACUCCGGCUGCAGAACCUGUUGGAACCCCCAGCGAGUGCUUACUAUUGAAGAAUAUGUUCGAUCCUGCAACCGAGACAGAACCAGAUUUUGAUAUGGACAUUAAAGAGGAUGUGGAAGAAGAAUGUUCUAAAUAUGGCCGAGUAAGACAUAUUUAUGUGGACAAAAACAGUGCUGGUUUUGUGUAUUUGCGAUUUGAAACUGUGGAAGCUGCAAUGGCUGCUCAACGUGCAAUGCAUAUGAGAUGGUUUGCCCGCAGGUUGAUUACAGCCCUUUUCAUGGAACCCCAUGUAUACGAGGCCACGUUUAAUGGUGGAGCAUGAAAGGCAGCAUUGCUAAGGAAGAAUGUGUUAAUGGUUUUAAGAUGAUACAUCGUUCUUGAUAUGAAAUGCAUCAGAUAGGCAUUUAACGGUGAUAUAUUAAUCCAGUGAUGGUUAUCUGUAAUCUGUAACCAACUCCAGCAUUUUUUUUUGUAAUUUGAAAUUUUAGAUGACU